This is a messenger RNA of Patella vulgata (common limpet), 6027 nucleotides long. RefSeq lists its product as uncharacterized. The transcript has 13 exons. Gene Ontology annotation, biological process: positive regulation of hippo signaling. The coding region runs from base 216 to 3482 and encodes 1088 amino acids. Gene Ontology annotation, cellular component: cytoplasmic side of apical plasma membrane; cytoskeleton. NCBI's taxonomy places the organism in Eukaryota, Metazoa, Mollusca, Gastropoda, Patellidae. The record is from RefSeq and is a predicted model, not a curated record.
GUUUAAUGAAAGCUCACUGUCCACAAAAGAAAUUAGGAAUGUCAAAUAUUUCUCCUUUUAUCUUCAUAAUUACAAGGAAUUAAGCAUAAUGGAUGGAAUAGCAGCCAAGAGGGAGUUUUUAUGAUUCCAUGUACAGAAGUUUGUGUGAUGAUUGUGAUGUCAUGUGUUGCGAUGUAGGGGGGAUAACUGAGUGAGGAGACAGUGAUAAUAAAAAUAUGUCCACUACUACGUCGCUGACUCCCAGUAAAAAACGUAGUAAAGUGGUUCAUGUUGUUUUGUUGACUGGUGAAGAUUGUCUUAUUUAUGUUGAUGUUAAAUCCAAGUUUCAAGAAGUAUUUAAUCAAGUAGCCACUCACCUUAAUUUACGUGAAGUGGAAUAUUUCGGACUAGCUUUUAAGAAAGAAAAUGAGUUCCAGUUUGUAGCACUGGAUGAGAAAAUCCACAAGCAAUCACCAAAGAAAUGGAAGACUUGUCAAGGGGAGGGUUAUGACAGCCAAAAUAGACCCAUCUUAACAGUUUGGUUUCGAGUUCAUUUUUAUGUAGAUCAAGUUGUUUUACUCAGAGAGAAAGUCACUCGUCAUUUAUAUUAUCUUCAAUUGAAAGAAAAUGUUUUAAAUUAUAAUAAUUUAAACAGCGAAGAGAAAUGUUUUCAAAUGGUGGGUCAUGCCCUCCAGGCAGAUUAUGGAACAUUAACACCAGAACGUCACACAGAUAACUAUUUUGAUCCAAAACAAUAUUUUCCUUCUUGGAUCAUUGAAAAGAGAGGUGUAGAUUUCAUCAAACAGAAUACUCCACAAAUCCACAAAGAUAACCGAAAUCUCACCCGAUCGGAUGCAGAAUUAAAAUAUAUUAAAGAAGCAUCUGUUAUUCCAUCAGCGCAUAACUUACAUUUUUACCGCGUCAAGAAAAAGAAGACAGAUAAACUAUGGAAUACGUGGUUGGCCGUUUGUCCGCGAGGCAUUGAAAUAUACGAGGAAGUUGACGACAGGUUCAGAAAUCUUAUUUCCAUAUUUUUAUGGCCAGAUAUUGGACGACUAUAUUUUGAUAAAAAGAAGUUUGAGAUUCGUGCCGUUGGCUGUCCUGAUGGCCGUAAAUUUACAUAUUACACGGAUAGCGACGUCACAUCAAAAUAUUUACUGACAAUAUGUCGAGCAACACACAUAUUUCAGAUGGACAUUCAACCCAAGUUGAUGGAAAUAAGACAUUUAGAUGCAGAAGAUAAAAGACGAUAUAGGGAAUCCUAUAUAUACAGUGAUGCACGUGAUCUGGUUGCUAAUGGUAACUGGAUACAACAUCGUCCAGUCAAAUUAUCGCCCAGCAAGUCUGGAUCAUCCAGUGGUAAUCAAAGAUAUUCAGUUGUCAGUGACGUUAGCUCUAACACGACGUCAGGGAUUGUCAGUGAUAAGAUGACUAUCAGUUUCGACGACAGUGAUGCUGAUCAUAAUAAGGAGAUAUUGAUAGAUUCACCACCUGGAUCUGGUAGUUCAACAACACCAAGUACACCAAGAUCCAAGUUUGCUCACAUAAUUAACAGUUUUCAUAAUUAUAAGAAAUCUGCCUCCAGUAAUCCCAGUCCCGUUUUAUCACCUCAUUCUGUGGAACUAUAUAAACCCCGUUCCCCUGGUGUAACACAUCCACCACCACUAUCCCCCAUCAACACCCCUGGCAGCUAUCGUAGCAAGCUCCAACAAUCGGCGCCCAUGCCCAUAUAUCCAGCACGUAACACAGGUUUCGUUCUCCACUCUCCCCCGGCGCUGAUUAAGGCCGACGUGGAGAAGACGUCGCGCCCCGUUAGUAGAAAUGUCAGUCGUAAAGAAAGUUUGAAGAACCAGAUGAUUCUUCAGCCUCUGGACCCAAAAUCUGAUGCUUCACUAGUUUCAUCAUCCACUGAAUCAAAACCACUGAGUCUAGGCAUCACAGUUCUACCAAAUAAACCAGUGUGUCCUCCAGUUGUGUCAACAGCCCCAUCAUCAUUUAACCAGCCGUUACUUCCAGUGACGACACUGAAAACUCCCGAUACUACGCCAUCACCCAGCUCAACUUUGGCCUUGACCCCAGGUAGUGAUAAAGGUCAAUCUAUGUAUCACCUAGGUUACACGAACCAAACAUCGAAUCUACCACCUUGUAAUGAUCCGUCUCCUCCAGCGUAUAACUUGUCUUUUCCUAUCUCUGGCACUGGAAUAUCGCCGAAAGAACCCACUUCUGCUUUUCACAUGGGCUAUCCAAGUUCUAGUGUGGGAUUAACACCGACUGAACCAGCACAGUCCAUUUACACCACAGGUUAUCCUGCUGUUAAUAUGGAGUCUUCUCCACCACCUUAUCCAAAGAAUUUCCCAAGCUCCAGCUCAACACUGGUCCCGAAUGAACCAGCACCACCCAUGUACCACAUGGCCUAUGCUCUCGACCAUCAGAACCCCACGCCCGCUUACAUGAACUUACCCGACCCUCCUCCUUACAGUGCCGCAAUGUCUGUAGCAGCUUCAGAGAAGCAUCCAACUGCAGGAAUUCAACCAAUUCCAAUUAAAGAUGGAUUUAACUUGAUUCCUGUGGAUCCAAGUCCUCCGAAGUUCAGUCCCGGUAUUAUUCCUCUCUCAGUCUCAGAUCCCACAUACUUCCCGGUGAAUCAGGGGGACAGGAUAGAGGGUACGUUACAGGAGGCCACGGAAGUUUUUACGCCACCUCUGGCUUUCGCUGAUAACACAGUAGUGGCUGAAAUUCCUGCCAAUCGUGUACAAACCAUGCAGAGCUCGGUGGUACCCAAAUCAACAACAUCAGACGUAAAAUAUCUGGAUGUUACUGACUCAACACACGAAGAAGAUGCUCAAAUAGAGAAAAAGAAAGAAAAAGAUCCAGAAGGUGUCGUAAAAGGGAAGAAGAAACAUCAUAAAGUAAACGUUAAAAACCACAAAGAAAAAUUACACCCCGAGUUGGAGAAUAUACGUAGUCACGCAAUGUCAUUUCCGCUGAUUACUGCCUUAUGUAAUGAUACGUCCCUGAUGCACACGAACAGCGUCUCAUCGGGUGGAUCUUACGAUAUCUCCACCAUGAAGUCAUCCAAUUCUCAUCCGUCUGGAAGUUCUCUGGAUGCAGACUCGCGAAGAUGGUCGGCCUGUUGUCCUAGCGAUACUGGUACCAUGUUAACCAUGCCAACCAUACGACCAAAAAGCUGGCACAGCGAACAUUUUGAUCUUGACGCGGCACAGAGACAGGGUGGUCACGGGUUUCUGUUCGUGAAUAGUUUCGAGAAUCAUAGAAGUGUGCCGCAAAAUCUUUACGAAUGUCGACAGUCCUCACCCACUCCACAAAUAACGACUUGGACAAACCCAAUCGCCACAGGGGAUUAUAUGGGAUUGAUGGAGAAAUACCAACCUGAGUUUAUCUCCCAGCAGCACAUGAUUCCAGCCAAAUUAAAUAGCGGAGGACACAGUAUGACUGAUGAUGUCGGCAUGAACACUUUAAAAGAAACAUACGGAAUGGCGUGACAGAUAACUCGCAAUAACGAGAAACAAUACAUACUUCAAAACAACAUCAAAUCAAGAUCAGACUAUUUAUAAACACAGACAAUUUCAUUACAAAAGGAAACAUAAUGUACAAGAAAGUUGUCUCGCGACACCAACAAAUGAAGUGAAACUACAACACCUGAAAUACUGUGUUCGAAAAAAAAAAAAGCAUUACAAUGUCAAAAUACAAUAUGUCUGGAGAAAACAUAUUCGGUGCUAAUUUUAUUUUAAAAUUUGACGUGCGUAACUUGGACUUAAAAGAGAAUCAAAAUUCUUUAGAAAGCUAUAUUUUUUAAUUUGAUCAAAUCUGCAUCCAGCCGAUUCCAGCCGCGCAUCUUAAAUUAGAGAAACCUCUAUGAUUUAAGUCAAAAGGCAUUGGUUUGAUCUGUUCCGUCAUUUCGAUUAAUUGAUGAGCAACCUCUGGAAAAUUUAAUUUUUUCAAAGGACUAAUCGAUAGUCGGCUUGUUGACAAAUUUUAGUUUCGUUUUUGGCUUUCUGUGUGGACAGUGAAAUACAAAAUCAAUCAUAACACUGGCUUUAUCUAUAAUCGUAACAUUUUCUACGUAGACAGAUUGCCUUCCCAGAAAACAAAUCAACAUAUAAAUUUUGUGGGUCUCGAAUCAAAGCUGUCUAGUCAUCUUAUAGAUCGAUGGACUCGCCGUCUGAAUAUCAAAAAACCAUCAGAUGUCUUAGCCUCUCACAUAGUGCUUAGAUGUAUUAGAUAUUGUCAAAUGGAAAAAGCUCACUUGUGAUUGGUCGAUUUUUCUGUGUUUCUCUGUAUCUGUGCGUUUUCAUUCGUUGAUCUGCCAAAUGAACAAAAAUACGUUGUCCGUAUUUCGUUCAGAGUACAAUAAUCAUUAAUAUCAUGCAAUCGGCAAUUAAUUGACGAGUGUUUUCAUCUAAUUUAUAUUUUUAAAGAUGGAAAUAUUUUGUGAUUGAUGGCAAAUGCUUUGUGGUGUAAUUUCGUGGCACGCUGGUCAUGUUAGGAAAAAAUACUGAAUUUCGUUAUUGACAGUAAAAAAAACCCAAAGACAACAAGUGCUUUCUGGUGUGGUGUGUUAUAUAUACAUUGUACGUGAUCAAGAAUUGUUUCGAGUCGAGCAAUUUUUAAAAGGAAAAUAUUUUUUGUUGUCAUAAUCAUGCCUGUACAUUUAAAUAUCAGCAUAAAUGAGUGAUUUAUCUCCCCUUGAUGUGACAUACACGUACACGCUUUUAUAUAAAAAUCUUCACCGUGUUAACAGACUGUGACGUUUGAUAUUUCGUCGAAAAUUGUGCCGAAGGAAAUAUUUCUAAAGUGAUGUGAUUUUUAAUAAACAAAGAAAUCAUAUCAAUGUGAAGAAAUGUCUUUAAAGUGAUUUCGAUAUCAGACCAAAAAUACGUUGUGGACGUAAUGUUUUGUGUUUGAUAAAUGAAUUUUUUUAAUCUCUUGUUUUAAUGUACAUGUAAUAUUUAUAAUACGUAGAUCUUAGAACAAGACAAGGCCAAGAAAACCGAAAGAUGAAAACCGUGCAAUUUCCAGAGAACAAAAUCAAAGAUGUAGAAGAAAUAAUUUUUAAUAUUUUUUUUUAGAUGUUAACUUUUAGUCUCAGAUACCUAAAUGUAAAUGUAAAUGUAAAUGUUUGUAAUUUAAAUGUUAGCAAGAGGAUUAAAUUUUAUAUUAUGAAAAAUAAAACGCAAAAUAACUUCGACCUUUAAACCAAGAGGGAAACGUGAAGAGGUUGUUUUCAAAAAAAUUUACACAGUCUAUUCUUGAAUCUGGAUGGUAAUAACAUGUUUCCGACAUGCACUCUCUUAGAAUUGGGCUGGAUUUUGGCAAAGCCUUUGAUGUGUAAAGGACUCUGUGAAAGGUAUUGUUUAAGAAAUGUUUUUGACAAACAGAUGUUUUAAACGGCAAAUAUUUUGUUUUUGAAAAUGAUGUCUUCACAUUUCUUUCAUGGUGGCGUUCGGACAGUCAUUACGCUGUGGACUGGUGAAUAUUCUGGAUAAAAACAACUUCUUAAUUUUAAAAUGUUCCUCGUUUAAAUUUUAUCGUUAUUAGUUUUCACAAAAAAAAAUUUGAAUAUUUUCAAACAUUUUUUAACUUGAAACAUAUUUAAAAAAUAUUUUUACCCUUUAGCACCCAGUCUACCAGAAAACACUCAAAACAACUGCUCCCUCUAGUGCAUAAAUGUGCCCCGUCUCAUCAAACACUGUCUGUUGAGUGGUCUAGGGAGCGGUAAUUUCAAAAAUGAGCUACAAAACUUGAUGUAACAAUUACAAAAAUAUAUUACUGGCACUUUUCUGUAAUUUUUUUUCAGUAAACUGUGGUCGUCAAUAUUAACAUCAGUCUCGAGCUCCCAGAGAGAAGUUUACGGUUCGUUUCUCUCUCUGGGGAAUCGUGACGGCCAUACGUCAGCCAUUUUGAAUGUCACGUGGUAGUCAAUAUUCACAUGUACUUGGUUCUAAAGGGUUAGACUAUUUUCAAUUUAAGAAGUGUAUUUAAAAACUAUUUCUUUUUUUAGGUAAUAAUGGAAAUAUUUGUAGAAAA